Messenger RNA from Yamadazyma jaroonii, 537 nucleotides. The record is from the annotation of a GenBank genome assembly. NCBI's taxonomy places the organism in Eukaryota, Fungi, Ascomycota, Pichiomycetes, Serinales, Debaryomycetaceae.
AUGGAACCUCCAAGUUACGAAGAAUCUCAGAAUCAAUCAGGCCAAGGUCAAGAUCAAAGCCAAGGCAAUUACGGUAGAGAUGCCGAACAAAGACCUUCAGACCCACCAAGGUUCAAUGAAGGUAAAAGUCAACAUCAAUAUCAACAGGGAUAUUCUGAUUAUCCAGAAGAUAAGAAACACCCUCAAGGACCGGGGUAUGAAGGUUCAGGGCCAGGAUACAAUUCAGGGCCAGGAUACAAUUCAGGACCAGGAUAUAAUUCAGGACCAGGGUAUGGAGGAGGCCAAGCCCAAAAUUCCAAUGGUCCACCUCCAAACACCUAUUUCGUCCCUCCACAAAUGGUCAACAUUACCCAAGCUAAUCCUCAGCACUUAAACCCAUCUUAUCAGCAAUAUCUCGAAAGAGACCAGCAAAGAAUUAAAGAAGGGAACUAUCCCGAUCCUUCAAGAGGUCUUGAUAAAACUAGAAAUAAAGGAGGUAAAUCGUCAGGAUUCCCAGGAAGAAGUGGAGUCUCUUAUAAUAAUGCCGCUAAUAAAUAA